Anguilla anguilla (European eel) is the source of this 1697-nucleotide messenger RNA. It is a transcript of the gene epcam, whose product is annotated as epithelial cell adhesion molecule. The record is from RefSeq and is a predicted model, not a curated record. NCBI's taxonomy places the organism in Eukaryota, Metazoa, Chordata, Actinopteri, Anguilliformes, Anguillidae. Gene Ontology annotation, cellular component: membrane. Bases 338 to 1267 code for a protein of 309 amino acids. The transcript has 9 exons.
AGGGGAUAUUUUAGUGAAAACUCUUAAAAACACGGCUGGAAAGAAUAUUCGAACAUUUUAGUUUACGAUAUUUACAGGAGUUUGUAGGACAAUGACAUUAGGUUCUCGUUUUUAACUACCCAAGAGUGUAAUUUGAGACGCUCCUGUCGAUUCAGUUUGAGAGUUCUUCCCCCAAACCGGUUGGACGAGAAGACCGCACCUGCGAGAGAGAAAGAAAAGAGCGCUUGUUUUCCUUCUCGUUCAUUGUACCUGUUGGCCUUGUGCGGAGCAGCCACAAAGCCAACCUCGGACGUUUACAGCUUUCGGUUUAUUUUCCAGAUCUUUCGCAACCAUAACCAUGAAUUCUGUGGUUGUGUUUCUUCUGGUGGCCUUCGCGGCUACGGCAUCGGCUCAAUGCACCUGUAAGACUAUGAAGUGGGCUACUUGUGACGGAACCCCUUGCCAGUGCACUGUAAUGGUUGGCGAGAACGUGAAACAGCCCCUGGACUGCACUAAGUUGAUCCCCAAGUGCUUUCUGAUGAAGGCGGAGAUGUACCGCGCCAAGAAGGGCCUGUCCACCCGCACGGGCGGGAAGCCCACGGAGCACGCCUUCGUGGACAACGACGGCAUCUACGACCCCGAGUGCGAGAACACCGGCACCUUCAAGGCCCUGCAGUGCAACAACACCGAGGAGUGCUGGUGUGUGAACAGCGCUGGAGUGCGCCGCACGGACAAGGGCGACAAGACCCUCAAGUGCGACAAGCUGGUGGAGACCUACUGGGUACGUCUUGAGCUCAAACAUAAGGAUAUUCCUGGUUACCAGAUGGACCAAGACAAGCUGAAAACUGCUCUGAAGGCUGCUCUAAAGGAACGUUAUGAUAUGCCCGCGGACCUUACGGACAGCAUGGAAAUGGCCUAUGACAAGGACGCACGCCUCAUCGUCCUGGACAUAAAGAAGGACAAAGCAGACAAAGAUAAGGACCUAUCCAAAAUGGCUUACUACAUGGAGAAAGAUGUCAAAGUCCUGCCUCUCUUCCAAAGCACCAGCAAGUUUGAGCCGAACGUGGAGGGCAAGAAUGUGGAAAUGGAGAACAUCUUGGUGUACUAUGUAGAUGCGGAGCCCCCCACCUUCACCAUGAAGAGGCUGACCGGUGGGGUGAUUGCGGUCAUCGUCGUCGUCAUUCUGGCCGUUGUCGCUGGGCUGCUCAUCCUGUACUUCACCAAUAAGAAAGAAAGGGCAAAGUAUCAGAAGACACAGGUCAGAGAAUUGGAUGAGAUGGCAAAGUGAAUGUCCUUAUUUUCUUGAAGUGGUGAAAUUAAGUAAAAUAAUCCCAUCACAUUUUGAUAGGAGUACCCUUCACAUUGGAAACUAAACUAGAGGUUAGCUCUUGUUCUAAACAUCUUGUGUGCAGUUGUCUAUAAAAAUGUUGCUUAAUAGUUUUUUAAUCUGAGGGAUGGUCUCUGCUGUAACUUACAUCUUUGUUAAUAUACAAUAUUUGGUGUGCUGUUAUUUCCCAAGGACCAUAUUUAUGAGCUAAAGAAAAUUGCAGAAAGUGCCUGUAUAUUACCAAAUCCCUGUCCAUGAAAUGCAUAUUGGAGAUUCAUUUUUUAUUUGACGUAAUAUUUUUCACUUUGCCAUGUACAGAUUGGGGUACUGCGGUUUUUAAUAUUGUGAAUUUUGAUUAAAUGGUUUUUAAUAAAAUGAUAAUAUUGUUUAA